AUGGCUGGGACUUCCACGACAGCCCCAUCGGCAUGGCGAAUCCCGAAGGCAUGCCAGGAAUGCCGCAAGCGUAAAAUCCGCUGCAACGGCCUCAGUCCCUGCAAAACGUGUCAAUUGCGUAGCACUCCGUGUGUCUAUCGCGAUUUCAUUCGGCAACGCAGAAAGAGGAAUGAUGACAAGGCAUCCCAGCAGCGUCUUGACUCCGGGGAAAGAGAGCCACGUUCACGUCCUGCCUCGCCCAGCUUGCCCCAGUCUGGGCGAAACGCGUCCCUCAUGCACGAUUUCCCCAACAGUGUGUCCGCAACACACAUGGCAUCGCCUUCCUGCCAGAUGCAGCUGUACUAUGGCCCAACAUCGCACUUUUCCUUGAUGCAGCAUAUCUAUCGAGACCUGAUCUCUAAUCACCCUGCCCAGCUUCAAGCUCCCUCCGGCCAGGUCGAGGAAGCCGGAGCCGGCCUGGACCUCUUCAGUUUCCGCCGUAUAUUCUUCGGCACCCCGGAUACUCAUGAGGCGGGGAAGGGACUCAAUGCUGGGGAGGUUUCCUUGACCUUUCUCCCAUAUGAGCUAGCCAAGUUAUUUCUCUCCCGUUAUUUGUCAACACUCUACCACCUCACGCCAUAUCGUCCCAAGAAUGACUUCGAGCUUGCCUUGGAUCAACUCUACAACCCUUCCCCCUCCAUUCGUCCAGACACGCUCACCCAGGCUAUUUUCUUGCUCGCUCUGGCAUGUGGAUCUCUUGGCACACAGUACUUUACUUGGGGAGACAUACUCUUUGAACAAGUAAAAGCUUCAGUGGCCGCGUUCGAUGAUGUAGUCAACCAUCAGACGGUCCAAAUAUCAUUACUAAUGAUAAGUUCUGCCUAUGUUAACAGCGAACAAGGGCGCCCAAAUUCGACCUUUUUGCAUCUCGGGUGUGCUGCUCGCAAGGCCCUAUCAGCUGGCCUGCAUAAGGAUGCACGCUAUGAUGACACACAGAGCCAGGAAAGUAUAGAUGAGAGACGAACGACCUUGUGGUCUCUCUAUUUCUUUGAGACAUGGUUUUGUUUUUCUCUCGGCCGACCAACAUCUAUGUCUGUGAGAGACAUUGCGACAGAGUGUACGCAGGACCCUUUCAUCCGGCUACUGGUGCAUCUUUCUCAAACGAUUUCCAAAUCGGCCGACCAAAUCUAUGGGCAGCGGCACGAAUCUCUGCUGCACAUGUGGAAGGUUGCUCGGUCGAUUGCGGAAGACCUGCGUAGCCACGAGAGGCAGCUAGAGCAAACUCUAGGGUUUGGAUUAUGCGCUGCCAUACAAACAGGAUCUCUUGGAGUCCGGCAAACAAUUUUCACGACUUGUGAGUCCAUUCUAGCUCUGCUUCAGAGGACAAUACUGAGGACCUAUAGUAUACUACCAUAUUCUUCUCUUAACAUUUCGCCCUUUUCUCAUUUUUCGUGGACGCUGGCAGCGGGAUAUGAAAAUGUCGCGGCAUCAGUCCACGAAUAG
Penicillium riverlandense is the source of this 1482-nucleotide messenger RNA. Its product is annotated as Zn(II)2Cys6 transcription factor. The record is from RefSeq and is a predicted model, not a curated record. The transcript is spliced from 3 exons. NCBI's taxonomy places the organism in Eukaryota, Fungi, Ascomycota, Eurotiomycetes, Eurotiales, Aspergillaceae. Gene Ontology annotation, cellular component: nucleus. Bases 1 to 1482 code for a protein of 493 amino acids. Gene Ontology annotation, molecular function: zinc ion binding; RNA polymerase II cis-regulatory region sequence-specific DNA binding; DNA-binding transcription factor activity, RNA polymerase II-specific. Gene Ontology annotation, biological process: DNA-templated transcription; positive regulation of transcription from RNA polymerase II promoter by galactose.